Heteronotia binoei (common prickly gecko) is the source of this 2115-nucleotide messenger RNA. RefSeq names its product IQ motif containing C (gene IQCC). The coding region runs from base 61 to 759 and encodes 232 amino acids. Gene Ontology annotation, molecular function: protein binding. The transcript is spliced from 5 exons. NCBI's taxonomy places the organism in Eukaryota, Metazoa, Chordata, Lepidosauria, Squamata, Gekkonidae. The record is from RefSeq and is a predicted model, not a curated record.
GUCAUCGGCAGGCGCGGUUGCCAGAGCAGCAGUUGUCAGCGCUUGCUUGGGAGGUAGAAGAUGGAAGCGGAGGAAGGAGAGCCGUUUCUGAGAAGACUGAUGGCGCUGCAGGCGUGUGUUCGGGGUCACCUCAUCAGGAACAAGUUUCAAAGCUUAAAGGGAGACUACGAGAGCAUUGUAAAGCAAAUUGAAGGGAAUCUGGAUGAGCUGCAGUGGAGUCAACAUGCCAUACCAAAGCCUGUUUUUCUCUCAAAGUCUGCGCAGAAGCCAAGUCAAAGAAGGGAAUUAAGUGGCCAAGAGAUGGGAUUCAGCAAGCAGGGCAGUGCCCACAAUGAAGAGCAGAAGUUUAGUAAUCAAGAAACAUUACAAACAGAAAAUGACUGUAACUGUGAGAUGCAACUUCCAAGCCAGCUUCUGGAUGAAAGAGCUGCAGAAGUAGAGGCUGGGGAUGUGAGGCCUGAACCAGAGCAUCCUGUGGCUGAGCCCUUUGGGAAUGUCUGUGUCCUGCCAGGAGAGAAUGCAGAAAGCAAAGACUUCAGCAAUGUGUCAUCUGAAUGGGGCAGCCUUAUUCUGGAGAUGGAGUCUCCCAGACUGAGUCAAGAACUCCAUUUCCAAGGAGUGCCAGAGAUUCCCCAAGCUCUGCCUGACCUUCAGCACUACCGAAAACACCUGACCAUGGAACUGCUGUGGCUGCAACAAGCCAUCGUCAGCCGUAAGAAUUAUCUGAACCUGAAACAGAGCUUGUGCAACCACGAGUAACUGAAUGCUGUUCUGUAGACAUGUCCCAAGGUCCCUGUGUACACAGAGUUGGAAGUUCGCCCUCCUUUGCCAACUGCUGGAGAAAAGAGAGUGUGGGAGGGCACUCCCUCCAUGACAGCAGGCAAGUCUUUUUAGCUCUUUGGAAUUAAUCACUUCACGUGGCCUCCCUGGAUCCUGAUUGUGCUCAGCUUUGACAUUUGCAAGAGCAACAAUGAAGCUUACCUGUGGACUUCUCAAACCAAAGAUGUUCUUAUGGUGGGUGUGUUAUUGACAGAUACCUUAUGUAGGUCUGGCUUACAUCCUAAUGAGUGUGACUAGAAUUGCACUGGAAGAAAGCCAUGCUUGUUCCCUCCUCUUGCUGCAGGCUUCUGUGCCUCCCAAAAUUGUGCUCCUGAAAGUUAGUGGGCCCCCAGGAACACUAUUGGGAGCAAUAGGAGGGGGAAAUUGGCAGAAAUCGCCCUCUUCUCCUACACCAACAGAGAUGCCAUUCUGCUUGGAAUUACACUGAUGGAACGGCAGCUGAGGAUCCAAAGCAAUAUUUCUGCAGGCUGAAUUUAUACAGCCUUUGAUGGAGGCAAGUUCAAGCUGAAAUUUCAUGUUUAGCAACCUUUUCUGAACUAGCUGGUAUUUGGCCCAGGUGUGUUGACUGUUAUUGCAUAUGGGGUACUGGAAAGAAGGAGCCACAUCUCUAUAUGUCUCAAGUUGUAGACAAGAGCUUUGUGGUUGCCAGUGUUCCAACUACUGAGUGUCCAGCUUAGAAACCUUUGGAAUCUCACUGUGAAUUCUCCCUCUGAACCCCAGCUCUUCUCUGGUCUUUCCACAGGUGGAGUAGUCUUUCUUUUUGCACUCGUGAAGCUUGAUAUGUGUUUAAAUCAGCCUUGUUAUGCAGUCAUGUCAUCAGCCUUUUCCAGAACUCUAUCAUCAGACACCAUUACUGGUCUGAUACUUGGACUGUGGAGUCUGAGGGGCUUUGUCAGGGGUUCAGCAUGUGUGUUUUAUUUUUGAAUAUUUUUUUCACUGUUUGGAGGCUGUUCUUUGUAUCUUUGAGUGCAUUGCCCCAGCAGGGAAAUUAGAAGAGGUCUUUAUGCAUUGAUUUGGUUGACCUACACCCUGCCAUCAAGUCCUUUAGAGAGUAAUGUUAUCUUCCCUCCUGUAUGAAGUUCAGUUUUGUGGAACUCCCUGCCACCAGAUCUCUACCUGGCCAGCUUGUUCUAGGUUUUGAAAAAGAGUGAAUAUUUCCCUGUUUUGUGAAAAGCUCAUAGUCAAAUUGGUACUGUUGCAUAUCCAAAUGUAUCAGGGUGGAAUCUGCCCCAAAGGUGCCAUGCCUUGCCACUCAAUAAAUACAUUACAUAAAAA